AUGAUUGGUCGCACUAUUCGGCCAAGGCCCCUGUCUUACACCGAGCGCAUUCCGGUGAUCUUCUUACACCGUCCCAAGGGCCCCGACGACGACGACAGCCCGCCGAUAGACCCGGCCCUCGAACAGUUCCUACGGAACUGCGAAGAUGAGCGGGAGCAAAACGGCCUGCUUAGCGGCUUGGAAACAAGCCGGAGACGCCGGAAAAAUCGACACCACCGGGCGGCACAGCAGCAGCAAACGCAACAACACCAGAUACCACAACAGCAGACCCAGACUCAACAGCCGGCUGUGCUAGGUACGGGCGACGGAGCUGCAGAUGCCUCUGCCAUUGCCGUCCCAACCUGGCGGGAGAUUUCCAACUAUGCCAGCAACGAGGAGGCUAUGGCGCGCGCGGACUCACGGAAGACGGCUGAGGCAGGACCCAGCGUGCCGCCGCUGCUGGCCGGGAUUUUGCCAGAUGUGUCACCUUGCCUGACGACGCAGAGUGGUCUGGGUUUGGACGCCGCCGCAUACAUCAUAUACCAGGAUCUUGUUCGGGACCGGCAAGCGGAACCGGCGCUGCUGCAGUAUGACAUGGAUGACGUGGACGAGAAGGCGCUGACGGCGAUAAACGCACCGCGGCCACCUCUUCCCAAGCCAGGGCACACUGGCGCUUCCAGGACACCGCCGGCGACACGCGCCGCUGCGGCGGCAGCCGCGGCAGCUGCAGCAGCGAUUCUUAACGAGGAUGGCUUUGAGGCUCUUAUGGGCGCUCUGGAAAGGGCCCACUUCGAAGUGCUACAGCAGCGGCGGGAGCUCUGGCAGGCGGAUGUGAAAGCGGGCAAGGUGCCCAAGCUGCCGGCUACGGAGAAGGUCCUGUCUUGGGAGGCCGCGGUGGCGGCACUGAAGCAGCACCAGCCGCCGCUGCCGCAACUGCCGCGCGCGCUGUAUAACCACUGGCUCAAGCGACGGAAGCAGGAGGGCGGGCCCCUGCUGGAGUACCUGUGGUACGAGCAGCCUUGGAAGGCGAUCUGCUUCCAGGACCGUGAGCAUGAGGGCGAGCAAGGCGACAUGCCUUUUAUGGCCACGGAGACGAAAAAUAGCGCACGAGGUGGCUGGAAUCGGAUCCGGAUUGACAAACGGGAGGCAUAUGAGCGGCUGAUGGAGGUUCGAAAUGAGUUUGAGUUACUGCGCACGACGGCGGACCAGGUUAGGAAACGAGAGCGGCUCAAGAAGCAGCUGCUGAAGCUGUAUCGGGCGGAAAUGGCGGCCAAGCUGGGUUUGAACCUUCACCACAGCAAGCAUGCCACCGCCGCAGCACCGGCAUCAGCGACUGGGGCGGCAGGGACGCAGUGUGCCGGAUCCGCGCAGAUCCCGGCAGGUCCCAACAGCGCAGUUGCCAGGGCAGGCACCGGCAACGGAGCGGUGGGUGCUGACGGCGCAGUUACGGCCCGUGGGCCCCGUUCAGCCGCAGUAAAGGCUCCGGCUGCAGCAGCGGUUCCAGCUCGGGAUCGUUCCGCAGGUGAGCCGCCGCCCAACAAACGUCGCCGGGUUGCUGCCGAAGCAGACGUGCUGACAGGGACUGCGGCGGCAUCAGCAGCAGCCGCGGCGGCCCCGGAGCGAAAAGAGUCCAAGAAAGCAGCAGGUGCAGUCCUGGCGCCGGCCAAGGAGAUCGAGCCGAGGAGAUUGCGAUCGGCAGCCGCGCAGCCGCGGCUGCCCGCGGUGGGAGCUCCUGUACGGGGUACACAGGCGGGAAGGGAGGCGGAUGAUGGGGGGAAGAAGGCUGGCCGUCCACCGCCGCCGCUGCCCUCGCCAUCGUCCACCUCAUCCUCCGCAUUCGCCUCGGGCUCUUCCAGUUCGGAUGGCGAAUCCGAUGGUGGUAGCACCUCAGAUUCUGAUAAGUCCAAAGAGUUUAUGGGCGUCACGGCGGCAGGGCGGGGCAGAAAGCCUCCAGCUGCUGUGGGAACGGGUGUCCGUGGGAGGGCGCGAACUAGAGCAGCAGAGCGGUCUCAGUUAGCUGAGGAGCGCAAAGCACCACCGGCGGCGCGUGCUGCCACUCAUGGUGGCGCAGGGAGCGGUGACUCAUCCUCCAGUGGGGGUACAUCUUCCUCCUCCACAGCGGAUGACGAGGAAAGGGAGGAGGGGGGGAAAAGUGACGACCAUGGAAAGGUGUCCUCGUUAUCACCAUCGACAUCGUCGCCGUCGCCGCAACGGCAGUCUUCCUCAGCAUCGUCGUUCCUUUCCGAAGAAGGCAGUGAGGCAGAGGUGGAGGACUCCGGGUCGCCGGACGCGUCGUCAGGAAGCAGUAGCAGCGACGAUGAGAGUGACGCUCAGAGCCAGGGUGAGAGCAAGGAGGCAGAGGCGGAAUUACCCCCCACGUCAUCGGAUGGAACGGACAGCGACGACGAGGAGGAGGAGAUUGGAGAAGGGGAGGAGGAACAUGAAAAAAUGGCUGGCGGAGGUGGCGGUCGUGGCCGGCAAGUCAGAGGGCGCAGCCGACUGUGGGGCACCGGGCACGGAAAGGCGGCCCGGCGUGGUGCCGGCGGCGCCUCCGGCUCCUCGGACGGCGACAAGGAGGAACGGGGAGAAGAAAAGGAUGGCGUUGCGCGCUCUGGGAACGGCAACAGCCAAAGGGCCCGACGCGGCGAAGGCGUCAGAGCGAAGGGUGGCGUGAGGAGGGCGCGUAGCGCAUGGGGCCGCAGUAUUUUUGCAGAGUCUGCUGGCACGGUUGGAGGCUGCGGUACCAAGCGUCGCGGUGCGCUAUCACAAGAAGCACGUCGUCGUCCGUUGCCUGCUGGGAUAAUACACAACAGCCGCCACGCGGUGCGGCAGAAGGCGCGGAUUCCGGUCAAGCUGGCGAAUGGUGGGGCCCCUGGUGGCGGCGCUACCGCUGCUGCUGGAAUUCCCAUGCCGCCCCGUCCGAAUCGGGAAUUGGUGGCCUUACUUAAGAUGCAGCGCGGUGGCGACAGUCUUGCAGCUGGUGGCGGCGCUACCGCUGCUGCUGGAAUUCCUAAGCCGCCCCGUCCGAAUCGGGAAUUGGUGGCCUUACUUAAGAUGCAGCGCGGUGGCGAUAGUCUUGGUAUUGCUGCGUUUGGCGGCCGUGCCAACCCGGGUGCGGUCGUGGAGAAGUCGAAUCGAGACGACGCAUCGGGAUCCCGAGCUGUGCCGCGGACGGAACACAAAAUUAGUAUCGGCGAACAUGUUGCCGCACCGAUGGCCGCUGCAGUGGCGGGACAGCGUACCGAAAACGCGGUACGCAAACCCCUUAACAACUGGAGCGCCGCUGGAUCUGUCCCGUCGCCCCGGUCACCACUAGCUGGCUCCAAGCGGCCGAUUGAGGUGGCCAACGGCACCGCGGCUGGUACAGCGAAUGCAAGCGCGAACGGGUGCUCGCCCAGCUCUAGCCACAAGAAGACCAGGGUCGGCUGGCGCAAGGAGCUGGCUGCCCUGCUGGGCAAGCCCUUGGCCGCCACGUCGCGGUUCCUGCUGCAGCGAAAGCAGGUCCAACCACCACGUGCGGUGGCAGUAACGGCUGCGGACCCUGUAAAGGCAAGCGGUGGUGGCGGCGACGCGGCCCGCGGGUCUGCCCAGCGGAUUUCCAUGCUCCGGGAGCGGAACGGAACAGUGAUUUGUUGA
Molecule: messenger RNA, 3615 nt
Organism: Volvox carteri f. nagariensis
Lineage: Eukaryota; Viridiplantae; Chlorophyta; Chlorophyceae; Chlamydomonadales; Volvocaceae
Exons: 10
Coding region: 1-3615 (1204 amino acids)
Biological process (GO): regulation of transcription by RNA polymerase II
Cellular component (GO): piccolo histone acetyltransferase complex
Source: RefSeq, a predicted model, not a curated record